Messenger RNA from Mollisia scopiformis, 3040 nucleotides. RefSeq lists its product as uncharacterized. Lineage: Eukaryota; Fungi; Ascomycota; Leotiomycetes; Helotiales; Mollisiaceae. The transcript has 9 exons. The record is from RefSeq and is a predicted model, not a curated record. Bases 460 to 2805 code for a protein of 781 amino acids.
CAACAUCAUUGGAGAACAAUUCGGUUAUACAGUCCUGCAGUGUCUGAUGAUUGCUUACUGAUCCUGGAAAGCUCCUUUCUUUGAAGCGCAAUCGACUUACUCUCAUUCUUCCGAUUUCUGGACUUUCACCCCACCAUCAGACUCCCGAUUAUCAGCAGCUCUUGUGGUCAACAGUCUGGAGUAUCAGACACAAAGCGGCUCCUAAAUUGUGUCCUGAACUUUGUUAAGCUGAUCACAGUCUUGCGACAGCUUUGGUCGUGGUGUCAACUCGAUCUGCCUCUACACUGCCAUCGGUUGUCUACCCCGCCAGCUAUAUCUUCUGUUGCAGAUUCACGUCACUCCUCAGUCAUACCAGAGAUCUAUCAUCGCCUUGGUCUCCAUUUCGAAGCUAAUUUACAGAGUCUCGUCUGUAAAGUAUUAAUCUCUCAAUGACGCAAGAGGACAAUCUGCAGCAGAAUCAUGGACAGCCAUCUUGACGAAAGGGCCUUUGAACAAGUGGAGACUCGCAAUUAUCUUGCACAGAUUGGCAGUGAACGGUACCCUCCUUCUCCAGACGAUCUACCGGGUGAUGAUCCUGGACCACCUUUCAAAGCAUGGAGAUUAAAUCUCGUUGCCCUUUCUACACAAUGCAAUCUUUAUGUUGUCGCUUCCGAAGACAAGCUCUUAGUCUUUGUUCCUCUUGACCUCAGAAACACACUCUCAGCAACACCAGAUCUAGAAAUUCCUCUUCCAAUAUCCAAAGAAGCUUCUAUGUGUCGAGGAUCUAUUGAUCAUACUCAUCCACAUUGUGUUAACAAUAUGAAAAUGGGAUAUCUCGGCGAUCUGGAGAUACUUGCAAUGACAUUUGAUGAUGGAGAUGUCAUUGCAUUUUAUGCCCACGUUAUUGACCACGCAGUACGGGUUGCGAAGGAAAGAAAUACUAAAGGCACCCCUAGCGAGAGCCUCACGCCCUUCUUCCACCAGAAUGUUGAAUGGAGUGCCUGGGGCCUCGCAAUACACAAACAAUCACGGCUAAUCGCAGUUGGCUCCAAUGGAAGAGAGAUAACCGUGUUUGCCUUUGCAUGCAAUACUUUGCCGAAUACCAGAGAAGCCUAUAACCAGGAAGAGGAAGGCGUGAGUGAGUCGGAAAGUGUCUAUAUAAACCAGCUACCAUAUCUUGAUUUGUUGGAUGAAAGCUUUAACGACGCGUGUGAGACUGCUCUAGACAUCGAGUUCAGCAAGGAUCCACUGUUCCGUGAACGUCUCGAACGAUUCGAGAAUCCACCUGAGGACGAGUCCGAGAGCGAUUUCGAGACCGCCGCAGAUCAAAUUAGAGGAGACAUGGUUACAGCAGCAAUCACGCUGAGCAACAGGAUUUUUCCUGAAGAAAUCAGAGAGUGGGAUACAGCAGAGCGCUUAGGAACUGGAGGGUUGUUUUCAAACCUUAAAAUUCAGGCUAGACUACCACCAGAUGGACACAAUAUACCUUCUUUAGACAUCACUAGCAACGAAAAAGGAAAGGCGUACGCAGUUCUCGCUACUGAUAUCAAUGGGAAUCUGUGGUCCUUCAACCUGCAUGAUGCCAUUAUCACGAAGCUGCCUUCUAUCGGGGGAGAGAUAGUUGUAGACGCUGACAGGCUCAACCCGAUGGGCUGGGGAGUUGUAGUUAUACCAAAGACCAUGUUCCGAUAUGCAAAAUCGCCACAUCAAGCACUAGGUGUCCUGGACAUAAAGAAAGCGUGGAAACCGGAUUGUAAGGUCGAUUUAUGGCAAAGCUGUUUCGACAUUACUAGCAGUAUUCGGGAAGUCAACAUGGCAUCACAAAUACACCCCGCGUUUAUGCGACCACAAUCAUAUUACGACGCUCUUGAAGCUCUAAGACCUCAGCUCAAACUCGACGAAGAUUUCGAUGAGAUUUGUGUCGACAUGGACAAAGUUGGUGCGACUUUCAGGAAGAACUACUACGCCAAGCUCUUGCCAAUGGUGCCAAUGGUUGUGGGCAAGGCGCAGAGCAAAUUAUGGAUAUACUUGUACAAAGAGCUUUACGAGCUUGCGAUUAAGGUUGACAACCCGAAAGAGCACAUAAAAUCAAACGAUAUCUGGAAGAUUCGCCAGGAGAUGGACAGUAUCCGACAAAAGUCCGCGGCCCCUCUCAGCUUCUUGUCUUAUAUCCUCAGUCGCCUACCGACUAUACGAAAUAGCCCCCGUUUCUCGACGUGGGAAAGUUGUCUGUCUGAUCCCGACUUUCUGGACUGGUUUGAGCACCCGGAAACUUAUGAUGAUUUUACGGAUUGCCUUACGGAAUCAGAAGCAGAGCCAUUAGCACCCGAUCAUUGUGCGGUCCUAAUGUGCCAUCGACUGGACGUACAGCUCCUGUCUCCUCAACCCUACGGCAUGCCUCCAACAAUCUGCAAAGACCUUCUCCGACAAGCAAUGCCGGUCCAUGUCCACCGGGUGCUAGGACAUCACGACCGCCUCUGCUUCACCGCCCUCAUCCUUCCUCUCCAACUCGUCGUCGUCGGGACGCAAGCGGGCCGCUGCGCCCUCCUCACCCCCACCCGACUGCCCCCCUUGAUGUCCAGCUUGGAGGCAGUCAUUACCAUGAGGAUAGAGUUGUUCCUCCCGCUGAAGCACCACGAGGACGCUAGCCGUCCGCGCGAGGCCCCGCUAAUGGGUCUCGCCGUGGCGCCGGUGUGGAAUGGGGGGAGGGAGAGGAAGAGUGGUGGUGGGGUGGAGGCGUGGCGGUUGUUCCUGCACUACGGGGACAAUACCAUCCUUUCGUACGAGUUGUUCCGGCGGGAGGAGGAGAAGUUGGUGGUGAUUUAGGAGGAAGGGGAGGGCCAGGCGGACGAAAUUGUUUGUUUUUGUUAGGCAUAGCGUGGUGUUUGAAUGAUACCCAUUUGUUUAUUGUAAUUCCCCUCGAUUUGCUGGAUAUCCUAAGUGAAGUUAUGUGCUGAUAAUUCCAAAUUGGGAGCCUAGUUGUAAAAGACGCUCGAGUGAGUGGACAUUCAAGAAAGCCUCUGCUGGUUGAUAACCAGAGCGCCCUAACGAUACGACUUUG